ACAUCGUCUACUUCUUCUUCUCCUUCGAUUUUCUGAAUUCUUCUAAUCAUUCACCAGAAACGAUUGUUCCCAUCCACUCAUCUAUGUUUCGUCUUCCUCAAACUCUUGAUCUGCCUCUCUUACUCGAUUUGAACUCUCAUUCUCUCUUUCUUUAUGGAGAUGACGAGGGUGGGGGUUAGUCGCCGCCGGUGAUGACGGCGGUGAAAGAGGAUAGCAACUCAAUUGAGAAGCCCGCCCACCGUUUGACCACGAAGCCCAUCUCGAGCGCUGCAUAUUAUCUGAGAAAACCCUGCAGCACUAAACCCUUUCCCAUCCUAUUUCUCCGCUCUCUCCAGCAUCGUCAGUCCACUGUCACUGGAACUCCGGUGUGAAUCCGAUAGACGGAUAUGAAGCUUCGCUUCUCCCGGAAUCUGUUGCCUCAGAAUCAUGGCCGCAAAUAUGAUUUCUCUUCUAGGGUUUUAGCGUCAUUCUUCUCCACUGAACCAGAGCAGCCACCACCACCACCUCCUCCUCCACUAUAUAAAAGAAUUGAGAGAGUUAGAGAUCCUAAAACCUCCGUAAUUCCGGUGCUCGAUCAAUGGGUAAGAGAAGGAAAUCCUGUCGGAGAACUCCGAUUUCUUGUUGCGCGUCUGAAGAGUUACAAGCGCUUCCACCAUGCUUUGCAGAUAUCGAGCUGGAUGUCUGCUCGUUGCAUUGUGCCCUUGUCAUCCAAAGAUGCUGCAACUAGGCUGGAAUUAGUCUACAGAGUUCAUGGACUAGCUGAUGCAGAAAAUUACUUCAACAACCUAUCAAAGGAAGUUAAGUGGAGAAAUGUAUACGGUGCACUUCUCUAUAUCUAUGUACAAGAAAAAUGUGUUGAGAAAGCGGAAGCAGUUGUGCAGGAAAUGAAAGACAAAAGUAUAGGCUACGGUUCUUUUCCUUUCAACCUGCUCAUCAACCUUUACUAUCAGGUUGGAGAUUUUCAUAAACUCGACCCUUUACUCGAACAGAUGCAGAAAGAGGGGAUUCCCCAUGAUCAGUACACAAGAAACAACCUAAUUUCUGCCUUUUCUGCUGCAUCUAACUUACCCCGGAUGGAAGAAAUCAUCAAUCAGGUAGAGGAGAAUCCUCAUGACUCAGGUGGUGUCUCUUGGGAUGCUUUUACAACAGCAGCAAGCGGGUAUUUAAAUGUCGGGUUGACAGACAAGGCCUUGGCAAUGUUGAAAAAAGCAGAGGAAAAGAUGCCCAAUCACCGGAGGGCCACUGCUGUGGAGUUUCUUCUUACUCUAUACACUAAGUCUGGUGAUAAAGGUGAGGUUUAUCGAGUUUGGAAUGCAUAUAAGCCAACACGUAAACAAUUUGCUAUUCGCUACGCCUGCAUAAGUAUUUGUCUGUCAAAGCUUAAUGAUCUCGAGGGAGCAGAAAGCAUCCAUGAAGAGUGUGAGUCUAAGUGCAGUGUAUAUGACUUCCGUGUACUGAAUAAGCUACUGGUAGCUUACUGCGAAAGAGGGCUCAUGGAGAAGGGUGAGUCUGUUUUGGAGAAGGCAGCAGAACGAAGAGCGUCUUUCGCAAGUUCAUGGCAUAUAUUGGCUAUUGGAUACGUGAAUCAUGGUUUGAUGGGGAAGGCUGUUGAAAUGCUGAAAAGGGCAUUGUCGGUUGGUAGAAGAUCCUGGAGACCAAGUCCGCCAAUCUUGGAUUCCUGUUUCGAGUACUUGGAGAAACAGGGAGAUGUCAGCGGAAUGGAGGAACUAGCGCAAUUGUUGAAGGACGAGGGACCUCUUUCCCGUGAUUUAUAUCGAAGAUUUGUUAGGACUUAUGUUGCAGCUGAAAAACCUCUAGACGAUGAUGAAGAGAAUAUGACUAUGAGUGGAACUGUCGCUUGAUGAAGGAAUGGUUCAUCAAUUUUUCCCCCUCAUUAUUUUGUUCUGUUAGCAGAGGGGAAUGAUUAUGAACUCGAUAGGAGAUUAACUUAUUUAGUGUUUUUUUCUGGGCUAAGAGUUUGAUCUUUGCCUGACGAAAUGAUCAGCUGGCUAAUAACCAUUUGGGAUUGACCACUUAAGCCAAGGAAGGACACACCUAGCAGGGG
This is a messenger RNA of Linum tenue, 2065 nucleotides long. NCBI's taxonomy places the organism in Eukaryota, Viridiplantae, Streptophyta, Magnoliopsida, Malpighiales, Linaceae. The record is from the annotation of a GenBank genome assembly.